Blastomyces dermatitidis ER-3 is the source of this 1990-nucleotide messenger RNA. RefSeq names its product mitochondrial-processing peptidase subunit beta. NCBI's taxonomy places the organism in Eukaryota, Fungi, Ascomycota, Eurotiomycetes, Onygenales, Ajellomycetaceae. The transcript is spliced from 5 exons. Gene Ontology annotation, molecular function: metalloendopeptidase activity; metal ion binding. Gene Ontology annotation, cellular component: mitochondrion. The record is from RefSeq and is a predicted model, not a curated record. The coding region runs from base 92 to 1531 and encodes 479 amino acids.
CUUCGUUCAACUCUCUAGGCUGAAUAUCCUAUACAUUAUCCACGCUCCCUAGUCCCGCACCGCUCUCUAUUCUCCUUCUACUUCCUCUACCAUGGCAUCCCGGCGACUGGCUUUGCACUUUAACCAGGCUCUGCGUAGCCGCGCAGCCCUGAAAGCCGUUCAACCCGUAAAAAGAGGCUUCGCAACUCCUGUCACUCUUCCCGCCACAACCCAAUCGACAACCCUCUCAAAUGGCUUAACGAUUGCCACUGAGUACUCGCCAUGGGCCCAGACGUCGACCGUUGGCGUGUGGAUUGAUGCGGGAAGCAGGGCAGAAACCGAUGCGACCAAUGGAACCGCACAUUUCCUCGAGCAUCUUGCCUUCAAGGGCACCAACAAGCGAUCGCAACAUCAAUUGGAACUUGAAAUUGAAAACAUGGGUGCACAUCUCAAUGCCUACACCUCGCGAGAAAACACUGUAUACUACGCUAAAUCCUUCAACGCCGACGUUCCCAAGACCGUCGAUAUCCUCUCUGAUAUCCUCCAAAACUCAAAACUAGAGCCUGCUGCAAUUGAGAGGGAACGGGAUGUCAUCCUUCGGGAGCAAGAGGAGGUUGAUAAACAACUUGAAGAGGUUGUAUUUGACCAUCUGCAUGCGACCGCUUUCCAGAACCAGCCACUGGGACGAACUAUCCUCGGCCCCAAGGAAAACAUCCAAACCAUCAAGCGGGAGAACUUGGUGGAUUAUAUCAAAACCAACUACACGGCUGACCGCAUGGUCCUUGUCGGUGCUGGUGGCAUUCCCCACGACCAACUCGUAAAGCUGGCUGAGCAACAGUUUGGCUCCCUCCCUAGCCAACCCCCUAGCUCUGCUGCUUCUGCCAUCGCCGCUGAGCAGAAGCGCACCCCCGACUUCAUCGGUUCCGAAGUUCGCCUCCGUGAUGACACUAUCCCUACUGCCAACAUUGCCCUGGCUGUUGAGGGAGUCAGCUGGAAGGACGACGAUUACUUCACCGCUCUUAUCACUCAGGCUAUCGUUGGUAACUGGGACCGUGCCAUGGGUAACUCCCCGUACCUUGGCAGCAAGCUCAGCCACUUUGUCGGCCAUCAUAACCUGGCCAACAGCUUCAUGAGCUUCUCCACCAGCUACAGUGAUACUGGCCUGUGGGGUAUCUACCUCGUCUCUGAGAACCUCACCCAACUCGAUGAUCUCGUCCACUUCGCCCUCCGCGAAUGGUCUCGCUUGUCAUUCAGCGUGACUGAAGCUGAAGUCGAGCGCGCCAAAGCCCAACUGAGGGCAUCCAUCCUCCUUUCUCUCGACGGCACCACUGCCAUCGCCGAAGAUAUCGGCCGCCAGAUCGUCACCAGCGGCCGCCGCCUUAGCCCGGAGGACGUUGAGCGUGCCAUCUCCGGAAUCACCGAGAAGGAUGUCAUGAGCUUUGCCCAGCGGAAACUGUGGGAUAAAGACAUUGCCAUCAGUGCUGUUGGUAGCAUUGAGGGUAUGCUCGAUUAUCAACGUAUCAGAGCAGACAUGAGCCGGAACGUUUCAUAGUUGUAAAAAUAAGCAAAAGAAGAACAAAUGAGAGAAGGAAGGCCCGAAGAACAGCUGCUCUCCGCAAUUCCAGCGCUCAAACACUACCCACACACUAAUCCCGUUGUCAUUCUGGAUGCUGUUUAUUAUUGAUAUUCCUUUACUUUUCUGCCUGUUGCUGCUGUGUGUUUGAUGAUUUUUAGAUAGACUUAAGGGGUGGAAGGGUGGGGAAAGAUGGAUGAGAGAGAUGUUGUCGUGUUUUCAUUGUACAGUAUGGACAUACCUAUCCACUGAUAUACUCAAAAGACCUGUUUCCUUUGUUCAAUCUCACACAUGUUCAAUUAUUUUCCAGCCGAAAAUGCUUACUGGCGUAGGAUACAUCAAUCUGUGUAAGAAACACCGUGAAUUUAACAGCAUCAAGGCCUCCAUUUCCCGUAGCCCCUCCCAUAUUUGGUCCUAAUGAGCAACGGACGCCGGUCA